AUGGACAGAUAUGAGGGUGCGGAAUUUCGAUUACCACCAAUUGAAGGCAUAUUGGAACCAGAUUUUCGAAUACCAUUCAUUUCUUAUUUUCUUCUAUUUCAAAUUGUUGGCUAUUGCAUUCGGAUAUAUGCAUGGAAGAGCUACAGCGGUUUCAAACAAUAUCGAUUGCGCAAUCUAACGCUAUGUGUAAUUCAUUCAAGUAUCAGUGGCCUGUGGUCAUUUAUAUUUUCCAUAACCCAUCAGCAAGUAAUGCUAGAAGAAACGAUACAUUGGUACAGUUUGUGGGCCGUACAACUUCCAAUUCUAUCUAUGGCAUAUUUCAUUUGUGAUACGAUGGAUAUGCUAAGACAUGAAGUCUCGAGAUGGACCAUCGAAUUACUAUUUCAUCAUACUGCAAGCGUAUUUGCUUUCGCUUCAGCCGUUCUUUCUCGUAAAUUCAUCCCUUACGCUUACUGGGCUCUUUUAAUGGAAAUUAAUAGAUUUAUUUUAUUUCGAUUUGCUGUACAAAUAUGGCAGAUUAAUUGGGCAUGGAUAAAUCGCCAUCAUUUUCAUAUCUUUUAUUUGGGAAUUGCAUUUAUUGGUGGAGGAUUUUUUCUCAUCAUUAAUGCCAUUUUGUUUGUACGAAUUUUAGCAUCUGACGGAUAUUUGGGAGAAUUUGGCCGACAAUAUACGGCCAUUGGCCGAUUUUAUGUUGCGGCGAAAUGA
Messenger RNA from Acanthocheilonema viteae, 705 nucleotides. NCBI's taxonomy places the organism in Eukaryota, Metazoa, Nematoda, Chromadorea, Rhabditida, Onchocercidae. The record is from the annotation of a GenBank genome assembly.